Molecule: messenger RNA, 4810 nt
Organism: Physella acuta
Lineage: Eukaryota; Metazoa; Mollusca; Gastropoda; Physidae
Product: ELKS/Rab6-interacting/CAST family member 1
Biological process (GO): maintenance of presynaptic active zone structure; neuromuscular synaptic transmission; regulation of synaptic plasticity
Cellular component (GO): cytoskeleton of presynaptic active zone
Molecular function (GO): structural constituent of presynaptic active zone
Source: RefSeq, a predicted model, not a curated record
AAGACUAAAGAUUAGGGGCUGAGACUGAUGGAUGACACUAAUUUGAGUUAGUCUUGCUAGAAUCUACCCAAUGCAUAUUUUAUUCUUUUGUUUUAACUCUUGAGGCGAACUGCAGUAUUUCGCUAGUUCAUCAUGAAUAGAUUUAUUAUGUAUUCAAGUUGCAAUCACACAAAAUUCAUAAAAAUACAGAGGCACUUUUGGUGUUAUGAAAAUGUUUCGUGAAGUUAGAUCUUCAACUUCACCCAAUGCACGUUCACGUUCUGCUGAAGAGUCUAUGAAUCUGGAUAGAUCUUUAAAGAUCAACACAUUUCGAGAUUUUUGCUUUUCAAAUAAACUGGUUUGAAAAUGAUAAAAAUGUUCAGCAAAAAUCGUUCAUCCAGGAGGAAAGAAAAAAGUCGAGAUGGAGCAGGCUCCUCUAAUAUUGAUGUAUCACACACAACUGGAUCAAUGAAUCGUCAGCAAGCUGAUGCAAUGUAUAGUAUUUCUAGCAGCAGUAAUACUAGCCCAAUUCGCAACUCCAGCUCAGGCCAUAGUCCUAGUUAUAUUGGUGGUUAUGGAAAUGGGUCCAUUGAAAGACCACCAAGAGGCAGAGCUAUGUCUGAUGGGUCACCAGCAGAAUUUGCUAUUUCUUCACCUCUGGACUUCCCUUUGGAACAUUUGCAGUCUUUCAAUGCUACAUAUGGCUUAAAUCCUUCUCAAAGAACUUACAUAGACAGUAGACCAGUUCCCAGGCACACUCCUUUAAAAAGUUUGAUCAGUCCAACUCACAGUAGAAGUCUCAGCAGUAGUAGAAAUAAUACUCAAGGCCAUACUAGAGCAGGCAGUACGAGUAGCCUUGGUACUUCAAUGCGAGAUCGAUCACUAGAUAGAAUAGAGCGUGAAAAUGCAUAUUUAGGUGAUACAUCUUUAGACAGACACUUUGAGCAAAUGCAGUACAGUAUGCAAAUGGACAAUAGACUAAAUCAUGAUACCAGAUAUAACACUACAGGUCGAGAUCGCUCUUUGGAUAGAGAAUAUCCCCAUAUGGGAGCUCGAUCACUUGAAAGGGAUCCUCAUUCAAUUAGUAGGUCACGGUCAACUGACAGAGGAGGAGAGUAUAAUUAUCCAUCUGCCACAUUACCUUCAAUGCCAUUACUAUCACAUCCGUCCAGUAUUCAGCCCGACCACUCAUCUAGUGAAUUUAGAAACUCUCUUGUUUUUGAGAUGCAGGUUCAGAUAUCGGAUUUGCACAAAGAAGUUGGUAGACUGCAAAAAGAUUUAGAUCAAACAAGAGAAAAACUUUCAUCAAGUAUGAAUUCCAUUAAAACCUUCUGGUCCCCAGAGUUAAAGAAAGAGAGAGCUGUUAGGAAGGAAGAAGCGGCUAGAUGUAAUCUUUUAAAUGAACAGCUUAAAGUCACACAGGCAGAAUUAAAGAAACAUAGAGAACUUCUAAAAGACCGUGAAGAUAUAAGUCACUCAAGUGCUUCUUAUCAUGGUCUUAAUGCAGGAGUUGAAACUUCAUCCCAAGAAGUAAUUAAUUUAAAACAGGAGAGAGAUAUUCAAAGUAGAGAAAUGCUUAUUCUAAAAAAAACUAUUGAGGAAUUGGAAAUAAGGAUUGAUAGCCAAAAACAAACUUUAGAAGCUAGAGAUGAGAGCAUUAAAAAACUGCUGGAGAUGUUACACAGCAAAGGGGUUAAUAUCACCAAGAUGGAUGAAGAAAGAAAAGAAUUGGAAGCACUAAAAUCUCAGUUGAAAGAAGAAGAACAAAAAAGAAAACAGUUAGAAAGAGAUCUAAAUGAAAAAGACAGCAAACUUUUUAGCCUCGACAGGGAAAUUUCCCAUCUUAAAGAUUAUAAAGUAGAAGUUCAUGGACUUCCGGGUGACCACAAACUUCACGCCAUUUUAGAAGCUCGGGAUGCAAGAAUAUUAAGUUUGGAAAAAGAGGUUCAGCAACUUGAAGAUAGACUUUUAAAGUCUAAAGAAGACAGCGCAGGACUUUCUUCUCCUGUAUCAACCAGGGACUCAUCGCUUAGAGACUUAGCAAGUGCCAAAGAAAAAUUAAUACGUGUUGAAAUCCAGUCAUUAAAAAGUGAACUUGUUAAGAAAGAUACUGAGCUUGCAGGGUUACGCCUAAAAAUAGACACAUUGGAACGACAACACAGUGAAAGAGAAGAUUAUGUUUCUGUACUCAAAGAUCAGAUUACUUCAAAGGAGGGACAAACUACAAUGCUGCAAGCAGAUAUUGAAGGUCUCCAGGAAAGACUGAAAUUGAAAGAUGGAACAAUAGAAAGAAAAAAUAAAGAAACUUCUGCUACACAAGCAGAGAAGCGAAGACUUGAACUUGAAGUUAUGGAAUUGAAAGAUCAGCUUGAAAUAAAAGCUAGUCGUAUUAGUAGCUUACAAAGAAAGAUUGAAGGACUAGAGGAUACUAUCAGAGAAAAAGAAGAUCAGUUGUCACAAGCAAGAGUUAGACUUACAACCACAUUUACAGAGUCACCCAGUGAUAGCACUUUAUCAGCUUUAGAAGAUGGCUUGGCAGAAAAGGACAAGCAGAUUGAAAGAUUGAAAGACCAGAGAGAACAGAUAGAGAAAGAACACCAAGAAGAAAUUGAUAUUUAUAUGAAAAAAGCACAAGACUUAAAGAACAACCUUGAUAGCUUACAAAAAGAGCUAACUGCUAAACAAACUGAGAUUUGUGAACUUAGAGAGCAGACAACAGAAUUGCAGGCCAUUAAGUUUGAGCAAGAAGGUAAAAUCCGGAAGCUUGAAUCUGAGCUGCAAGAAAAACGUGCAGAUUAUCAGAGAAUUACUCUUGAAUUGGAGGAAGCAGUUGACAAAAAUGUACUGUAUGAGAAGGAAAAAGCUGAUCAGGAUCUUAAGAGAAAAGAGGAAAGUCAACCAGCAAAUUUGAGUAAACAAGAGAGUAAACAACUUCAAGCUGAAAUUGAGAAACUUCAGGAAAUGUUGAAAGAAGCUGAAGCUGAUAAAGCAGAAAAAGAGAAUGAAAUUAAAGAUUUGCAAGAAAUUGUGAAGGAAUACAAACAAAAGAUGGGCACUUUAAAACGAAAUCAACAAACGGAGAAGAAAAAAAAUGCGCAGCUUUUAGAGGAAGCCAGGAAAAGAGAAGAUUCUAUGACAGAUGAUGCUUCACAUUUAUCAAGUGCAAUAAAAAAAAGCAAUGACCGAGUAGAAGAACUGGAAGAAGCAUUAAGACAAAGUGUUAUCAUCACAGCUGAACGUGAGAUGGCAAUGGCAGAUCUUCAGGGACAACUAGAGGAUGCUAAAUCUGCUAUGGAUGAAAUGAGAUCAGAAAUUGAAAGUUUACAGCAAUCAUCACAUGAAUAUGAUGACAAGGUAGCAGCUCUUUUUAAACAAUUGGAAGAGAAGGAUGGCAAACUUAGAAAAUUAACCUCAGAGAGACAGAAACAUUUACAGGAAGUUUAUGAAAUGAAACAAGAGGCCAUUCAAGCUGCUAUAAGUGAAAAAGACUCCACCUUAGCUCUUUUAGAAAUGACAAGCACUAAAAAUCAGAAGAAUAUGGAAGAGAUAGAAAGGUUGACACAGGAAAAACACAAGCUUCAGGCACAACUCAGAGAUGUUACUACCAAACGUAUGAAACUAGCACAUAGAGGAGCAAGCAGAGAACGCCGUAGUGAAAGUAAGGAAAGAAACGCUGAUGGUAAAUCAGCCAGUGCUUCAAACUCUCCUACAAGAUACCCACCAUCCUUGCCUGAAAAAGCUAAAUCAGCUGGCAGUUCUCCUACUGAUCAGUCACCAGAUAAAGUGAAGCAAAUGGAGGCAUCAUUUAAAUCUGAUCCUCUUGAAACAUUAACUAAUGUUGAUAUUUCUCAAUUAACAAUUGAAUCUAUUACUAAAGAUUCCUAGCAGGUAAAUGGCAUUUACAUAGAUAAAUCUUCAUAUGUUUAGCAAAUAUUGCAUCAAGUUUUUACAAAAGCAUAAUUGAAUCUCAUUUUUAAACAUGAAGCAUUAUUUUAAAAUUUACAAAGAUAAAACUUCAAACUGACUGCUUAAGUGUAUUUUAAAUUAAAGAUUUAUUUAACUUUACAUCCAAUAGUCCCUUAGUGUUGGGUUGUAAUUAACUCUUCCCUGUACCAGCUUUAUUAAAUGACAGUCAACUUGCAGAAUUCCAAACAACAAAAUUUAUUGAUUGUAAUUUUGCUACAUUUUAAAGUUUAACAGAUGUGCAAUCUCUAUUGUUUACUCAUUUUAGUCUCUUCUAAUAUAACAGCCUUGUACAGGUUUGCGCAGCUCUGUAUAUAUAUAUCUACUUAAAUUGUGUUCAUAUUGUAUAAUAUAUUUAGUGUUCCAGUUUAGAUCAAUUUAACGUACAUUUUUCAAGUAGAAACAGUAGUCUUUUUUUCUUAAAAAGAUUUUGAUUUUCAAAUUAGAGUUGUGUUUUGUUCCAAAGCCAGUUUUUUUUUUCUAAGUCCAUCGCUUUAGUCUAUACUUAAAGUGACUAUGUGGUUUUAUAAUCUCUUUCUUGUAUGUAUAUAGCUAUUGUUUUGUGAUCAAGGUUAUGUAUUUUUGUGAUGCAAGCCUUUAAUAUUUAUGUUUUAACAGCGAACAGUUUUCUGCUCAAUAUCAUAGAAAAUUAGUGCCCUUCCAAAACAUAAACACUGUGAUUGUUUAUGUUAACCUGCUAGUGAAGUGUUGCUUAAUUUGUGUUCAUUUACUUUAUCUUAAAUUAUCAUUUUAUGUGAAACAAUUCUAAAGAAUGUAGAUCUUUGUGGUUAUGUUUUACUAUAAACAUGUCACUGAAUUGGUGUAGUUUGCAGGUAUCUGAACAUGUGCCUCAUCGCAAACACAUUUU